AUGGCACAGCUACUGAAGGCCUUCGGCUUCAGCUGUCAUGAAGAAAGUAUACGUCAAAAUCCUACCGUAGUGAUCCCAGAUGACGAUGGUGAGACAGCAUUGGAAAUGAGGUGGCGUUUGUUGCCUGGUUGGUCUGCACUAAAAGCCAUGAAGUUGUCGGCAGCAAUAAUGAGUACGGACACAAAUAAAUCUAUGAGCACUUUAAAUGCCAUGUGUCUCAACGCGGUCAGUGAACAGUUGGAUGUUUUGGGGACAAGAGCCAUACUUGGUCUUCCGGAGAAACUUCUAAAAGAUCUUCUUCCCUAUUUGGAUGUGAUCCAGCUGGAUGAGCUUCAAGCAGGCCUCAACCUCAAAGGAAUAUCCACGCUGUCUUCAUGGGUGGAACUCUCCCGGCGAUUGCAAGGCAGAGGCAAAAUGUCCCAGGAUCACACGGAGCAAGGCGUGAAACAAGCGGUCAUGGAGCAGAUAUUUGCCGCGGUCAUCAACGACUGCCACCUUUCUGCCACUGUUUGGAAGCAUUUAAACACCUCAACCUUGUUUUUGGCGGCAGCUAAAAGCGUCAACUCCCUGACACUGUCCUCCGAGCACAACUUUGAGGGCAAAUUUGUAAGCAAAUGUCGACAGACGCCUGUUCUCAGCGUUCUAGAGAAGACUGUUACUAAACUCACAUUGUGGUUGGAGAAGACUGAGCCCAGGGAGAAGGAGGAAUUACUGAUGGGCAUCAUCCAUCGCCUGGUGCAGCACGGCGUCACCAAACAUGUCAUUCUACGCACCUGUGAAGACAGACUCUUAUCUAAAGUGCUCUUGGCUGCAGGAUGUCUAAGCAGGGAACACACUCGCGAUGAUGAAGAGGACAAAGAAGGCCCCCCGGCAAAGAAGCACAAAUACGUUUUUUGUGAAAAAGUCCCGACUUACACGGAGUGUCCGAAAACAGCCUUUGAACAUCUGGAACUGGUGGACUGUUCGUCCAGUCUCUAUUGGAAGCUGACAAAAACACUUCCUUCCUGCUCCAACUUGACGUCUCUGACGCUGCGCAGCCACAUGGCGGUGUGGCGCUGA
This is a messenger RNA of Nerophis ophidion (straightnose pipefish), 1059 nucleotides long. RefSeq lists its product as uncharacterized. The coding region runs from base 1 to 1059 and encodes 352 amino acids. The transcript is spliced from 6 exons. The record is from RefSeq and is a predicted model, not a curated record. NCBI's taxonomy places the organism in Eukaryota, Metazoa, Chordata, Actinopteri, Syngnathiformes, Syngnathidae.